AGGGGAAAAAAAGAAAGAUAGAGAAAAAGAAGAGGGGAAUAAACUGAAGAUAACCGCUCCAACGAUCAAAUGGAGGAUUGUCAACAACAUUUCUUCGUUCUGUUUCUCUCUCUCUCUGAGCAGAGGUUUUGAGUUUUGAGGGACAAGAAGCACAGAACUCCAACUCAAAACUCUGCUCCCUACCAUCUAUUGCUGAUUAUUCUUUCGUCUCUGCUUUCGUAGCGUUGCCAUGGCUUCCAUUUCCAGAUCUCGACGACUUCCCGAGCCUCGAUCCGGCGGCAAAAUUGUCCGACCCCGCCGAACCGCUGCCGCCAAGACUCCUUACGACCGGCCUACUCCCUCCAAUUCCACCUCUCGGAGCCCUAGUUGGUUCUCUCGUUUCGUUUUCUCCCCAACACGUUCCAUUGCUUCUGGUGCUGGGAAACUCCUAUCCACCGUUUUCGAUUUAGAAUCUUCGCCAACGUCCUCGUCCUCGUCCUCCUCUUCUUCCUCGUCUUCUGCUAAUGAUUCCACUGCUGAGGAGGAAAUUGGCACUGCCAACGAUGAAAAUGGUGUCUCCCUUAAAGGUGCCGAUAUGUUGAAUAAGAGUGGGACAUUGGAAGUGAUCAAUGCCUCUGGGAAGGAUCUCCAACCGGUAGUUUGGAGUAGCAAAACCAAGCGUGUCAUUGAGCAGCUAAUUAUGCGUGAGACAUUCUCAAGGGAAGAAUGUGAUCGAUUUAUAAGAAUAAUUAGAUCAAGAGUACUUGAUACUUCCAAUGAAGAUGAUGAACGGAACCAGAGGCCAAGUGAUAUGCUCAACAGGACUCUUGCAAAUGAUUCACCUGAUCUCAGUAGUGCUGCUGUUAUGGAGGCAAAGAAAUGGUUAGAGGAGCAGAAGUCCAGAUUAGAUUCAAAUUCAGAUCUAGGUUAUGGAAGUCACAAUUUAAAGAUGGUUACAUUGCCACAAGCUCUCAAAGAUGAAGGAUCGCCUGUUGAUUUGGCUAAGUCAUAUAUGCGCUCGCUCCCACCUUGGUCAUCUCCUUCCAUAGACCAUAGUAAGCCUUUGACACCAGUUGGAGUUCAGCUCUUCAAAGAAGAAACUCCAUAUCCAGUCAGUGGCUAUUCUACAUCGUCCGCCAAGUUGAAAAGGGAUUCUCCGACUACUGGUUCAUGGAGUAUUCAGGAUGAAAUACGAAGAGUACGUUCCAGGGCAACUGAGCAGAUGCUUAGUUCACUUCCCUCCUCAAAAAUUGAUUGGUCUGUAGUUGCUGUGGAAUGUAAAAAUAACGUGAAUCCUUUGACUACUGAAAAUAUCGAAGCUACUGUGGUAGAGAAAGUGCCUCAUUUUACCAAUUCCAUAGAUGCAUCUUUGAACUUGGUCGAUGAAUAUAAUGCUCAUUCAGCUCCAGAUUUGGAGAGGAAACAGGAUGGUGUUCAACUUGAAAGUGUGCCAUCUGAUUCAGCUAACAUUAAUGUAGAACAAAAUCAGGGCUCUCAAGUCAACUUUCAGCAAACUGAAGGUUCGCAAGAUGACUGCAGAGAAGUGACAAUUUCAGGGCAUAAACUAUCGUCAGAUGAUAUGAUAACAAACAGGGAUGGUGGCAUGGUUAAAGUAAAUGGCAUCAGUGAUAUGAAUGGGCCGAACUAUGAUAUAGAUUCAGCGAAAGAAACUAUAGAAGCAUCAGAGUCUGUAUUGCCCGACGGAAGCUGUUCAGUACUCAAAGAGAAGGUAGGAGCAGAUGUAUCAGCAAAUGGCUUCCCCACUUCAGGACCCAGUAAUGCAGGGCAAGGUACUGAACAAAAUGAUAAAACAUUGGAUAACAAACACGAUACAGUUGGUUUAGGUGAUGAAAGGAUAUCUAAGGGUGUAGCCGACCAAGAGACUUGUGAACCGUUGAGUGGCACUUGUAUGGAGGUUCCUCAUAUGACUGCAAACAACAACAUUGCGACCAAUGAAGAUGACGGUGUUACCACUGGCUCGCAGAACAGUUCAAGUGUGCAAAAUGAGUUUGAGCUGGAACAUUCCGAGGUUGUCCCAGAACGAGACGUUGUGGCAGUGUCCACGAGGAGUACUGCUGAGAAGCAAAAGGGUAAAAGAAUUACCAGAUAUAACCGAAGAGGCAGAAGCAGAGGCAGGGUUGCCAAGUAAUGAAGGGGUUGUAUCUUGUGAGCCAAAUCAUCUGUAACUUACUGUUAGAAUGUAGGGAUUGUGUGUUGUGCAUCUGCAGAUUAAUUUGUUGUGAAAUCAAUGUUUAGGAGUCGACGCCUUAGUUGGGCUGCAUUUUCUUCUUGCCCCUUCCGUUCUGUUCUGCUUGGUGAUUGAGUCCCACGAGGUAGGUUCCGGGGAAUUGGAUAUGUAUAUGCAUUAGCUGUGAAAAUUGGUUAAAUGCAUCAAAGUCGAAUUUUGUUCGUUUUCGGAAAUUAAACAGAAUGCCUGGCUUUAAUUAUGCACCAUUUGGUUCUUCGAAUGA
This is a messenger RNA of Neltuma alba, 2450 nucleotides long. RefSeq names its product protein KAKU4. Gene Ontology annotation, biological process: nuclear membrane organization. Bases 230 to 2128 code for a protein of 632 amino acids. The transcript is spliced from 13 exons. Gene Ontology annotation, cellular component: nuclear envelope. NCBI's taxonomy places the organism in Eukaryota, Viridiplantae, Streptophyta, Magnoliopsida, Fabales, Fabaceae. The record is from RefSeq and is a predicted model, not a curated record.